AUGAACGCCUACAAGAAGAUCUAUAAUUCCAGAAACUCUUCUCGAGCUGAUGAAGUCAAUCAGUCAAAUAAAUUAGCAUCUCCCCCAAGAAGGUCCAGCAAGAAACUAACGUGCUUCGCAAGUGGAAGACCGUUAAGCCUAUCCCACCAUCAUCAUAGAAGAAUUACUGUUAGGGUCAGAAAACCAAGCUAUUUGAGUGCAAAAUACCCUCGUCGGAUUCCGUUUAAAGAUCUCUCUUCGUUUAGAAAAAAAAGUACCAAUAGCAGUCAUCGUCGGAAACUCAAGCAGUUGAGUAAUAGUGACAAAGAAACGGCAAAAAGUAUUGCAGAACUCAACAAGAAGAUUACUGAUCUCACGGUGAAUGAAUGA
This is a messenger RNA of Saccharomycopsis crataegensis, 369 nucleotides long. RefSeq lists its product as uncharacterized. Lineage: Eukaryota; Fungi; Ascomycota; Saccharomycetes; Ascoideales; Saccharomycopsidaceae. The record is from RefSeq and is a predicted model, not a curated record. Bases 1 to 369 code for a protein of 122 amino acids. The transcript has a single exon.